CUGACAGAUAAAGUAAUCAAUCGAAUGAGAGAAGAGCGUCAGGCCCAGAAGAUGGUCCAUCCUCGCUCACAGCAGAAUGGACCUGCUUCCACGCUCUUGACAGAACCUGUGGUCCCUCUGUCCACGCCGGCCCCCACAGUCGAACAUUUGGCCCCCACUUUGGAACCAGCUCCAACCACAGCCCCUCCACCUGCGGUCCUACCAACACCUCCGUCUCCCCCUGUUCAGCCAGUAAAGCUCACUCCACCUCCUCCUGUCACAUUUGUCUCUGCUCCCCCUCCACCUGCAGCCCUACCCACACCUCCCCCUCCACCUGCAGCCCUACCCACACCUCCCCCUCCACCUGCAGCCCUACCCACACCUCCCCCUCCACCGGCAGCCCUACCCACACCUCCCCCUCCACCUGCAGCCCUACCCACACCUCCCCCUCCACCUGCAGCCCUACCCACACCUCCCCCUCCACCUGUGGCCCUACCCACACCUCCCCCUCCACCUGUGGCCCUACCCACACCUCCCCCUCCACCUGUGGCCCUACCCACACCUCCCCCUCCACCUGUGACCCUACCCACACCUCCCCCUCCACCUGCGGCCCUACCCACACCUCCCCCUCCACCUGCGGCCCUACCCACACCUCCCCCUCCACCUAAGGAACCGAUAGUCCUACCUCCAGCUGUUGAAUCUAUUGCUCCACCUCCACCUGUAGAAACUGAAGUGCUUCCUCAAGCGGUAGAACCCAUACGUCCUCUGGUGCCUUUAGAACCUAUAGUGCUACCUUUGGCUGCAUCUCCACCAAUAGAAGAGCCAGUAGCUUUACUCCUAUGUACCCCUACCCCCGAGGAACCUGUAGUUCUGCCGACACUGGCUGAACCUAUUAUCUCACUUGUCCCUAUAGAACCCGUAGUACCACCUAAACCUGUGAAACCUGUGGUUCUAGCUACCCCUCCUCCAGCUGUGGAACCAAUUGUGCUGCCUCCAGUGGUUGAAUCUGUUGUCCUACAUCUCCCUGUAGAACAGGUAGAACCUCCUACCCCUGCCCCUUCACCUGUUGAAGCUAUUGUGCUGCCUCCAGUGGUGGUUGAGGAUGUGGCACCACCUACCCUCGCAGAACCAGUAGUCCUGCCUCCAGUGGUUGAACCCAAGUGCCUAGCUACCCCUCUACACCCAUCUGUGGAAGCUGUAGUGCUGCCUACCCUUGUAGAACCUGUAGUUCUGUCUCCACCUGUUGAACCUACAGUCCUACCUUCAGUAAUUGACACUACAGUCUUGCCUCCAGUGGUUGAACCAGUUGAUCUUCCUACACCUGUUGUGGAACCUGUCACCAAUACGACACCACCUGUUGUUGAAGAGGUUGUCCUACCCACACCUCCACCUGUAGAGCCCCAACAUGUCUCUACUCCUCCCCCCGCUGCAAAACCUGUAGCCCCAGUCCUAGCACCUAUCCCAGAGCCUGUCAUGACCCCACCUGCCCCAGUCCUAGCACCUAUUCCAGAGCCUGUCAUGACCCUACCUGCCCCAGUCCUAGCACCUAUCCCAGAGCCUGUCAUGACCCUACCUGCCCCAGUCCUAGCACCCAUCCCAGAGCCUGUCAUGACCCUACCUGCCCCAGUCCUAGCACCUAUUCCAGAGCCUGUCAUGGAGGAGCUCCCUCCAGCACCUUGUCCAUCCAUGGAGCUGCUGGCCACCCUGUCUACUGCUAGCAAACCAGCUGAUCUCCCUCCCCAUGUAGAAGAGCCCAUGGCUCCCCCUACUCCCCUCCCUUCCCCAGUAGAACCUAUGGUCAGCAUUCCACUACCCCCCCUCAUUGAAGAUGUGGCUGUUCCAAUUGUGGCUCCCGUUGUGAUCCCCACUGUGAUCCCACCGCAACCUCCAGCAGGUGAGUCUGCUUUCUCUCAUCUAAGUUGUAUUGAUUUGUGUUAUUGGUGUGUAAUAAUGUAGUAAUGAUGUAUUCCUUAUUGGCUGCAAUAAUUCAAGCGUAUAUAGUUGUUGUUGACCAUGUGCACCCCAUGCAACAAUGACAUAAAUGGAGACAGAGAUAUACAGUUGAAGUCGGAAGUUUAGAUACACUUUAGCCAAAUACAUUUAAACUCAGUUUUUCACAAUUCCUGACAUUUAAUCCUAGUAAAAAUUCCCUGUCUUAGGUCAGUUAGGAUCACCACUUUAUUUUAAGAAUGUGAAAUGUCAGAAUAAUAGUAGAGAGAAUGAUUUAUUUCAGCUUUUAUUUCAUUCAUCACAUUCCCAGUGGGUCAGAAGUUUACAUACACUCAAUUAGUAUUUGGUAGCAUUGCCUUUAAAUUGUUGGGUCAAACGUUUUGGGUAGCCUUCCACAAGCUUCCCACAAUAAGUUGGGUGAAUUUUGGCCCAUUCCUCCUGACAGAGCUGGUGUAACUGUGACAGGUUUGUAGGCCUCCUUGCUCGCACACGCUUUUUCUGUUCUACCCACCAAUUUUCUAUAGGAUUGAGGUCAGGGCUUUGUGAUGGCCACUCCAAUACCUUUACUUUGUUGUCCUUAAGCCAUUUUGCCACAACUUUGGAAGUAUGCUUGGGGUCAUUGUCCAUUUGGAAGACCCAUUUGCGACCAAGCUUUAACUUCCUGACUGAUGUCUUGAGAUGUUGCUUCAAUAUAUCCACAUAAUUUUCCUUCCUCAUGAUGCAAUCUAUUUUGUGAAGUGCACCAGUCCCUCCUGCAGCAAAGCACCCCCACAGCAUGAUGCUGCCACCCCCGAGCUUCAUGGUUGGGAUGGUGUUCUUCGGCUUGCAAGCAUACCCCUUUUUCCUCCAAACAUAACGAUGGUCAUUAUGGCCAAACAGUUCUAUUUUUGUUUAAUCAGACCAGAGGACAUUUCUCCAAAAAGUAAGAUCUUUGUCCCCUUGUGCAGUUGCAAACCGUAGUCUGGCUUUUUUAUGGCGGUUUUGGAGCAGUGGCUUCUUCCUUGCUGAGCGGCCUUUCAGGUUAUGUCGAUAUAGGACUUGUUUUACUGUGGAUAUAGAUACUUUAGUACCUGUUUCCUUCAGCAUCUUCACAAGGUCCUUUGCUGUUGUUCUGGGAUUGAUUUGCACUUUUCGCACCAAAGUACGUUAAUCUCUAGGAGACAGAACGCGUCUCCUUCCUGAGCGGUAUGACGGCUGCGUGGUCCCAUGGUGGUUAUACUUGCAUACUAUUGUUUGUACAGGUGAACGUGGUACCUUCAGACGUUUGCUCCCAAGGAUGAACCAGACUUGUGGAGGUCUACAAUUGUCUUUUCUGAGGUCUUGACUGAUUGCUUUUGAUUUUCCCAUGAUGUCAAGCAAAGAGGCACUCAGUUUGAAGGUAGGCCUUGAAAUACAUCCACAGGUACACCUCCAAUUGACUCAAAUGAUGUCAAUUAGCCUAUCAGAAGCUUCUAAAGCCAUUACAUCAUUUUCUGGAAUUUUCCAAGCUGUUUAAAGGCACAGUCAACUUAGUGUAUGUAAACUUCUGACCCACUGGAAUUGUGAUACAGUGGAUUAUAAGUGAAAUAAUCUGUCUGUAAACAAUUGUUUGAAAAAUUACUUGUGUCAUGCACAAAGUAGAUGUCCUAACAGACUUGCCAAAACUAUAGUUUGUUAACAAGACAUUUGUGGAGUGGUUGAAAAACAAGUUUUAAUGACUCCAACCUAAGUGCAUUCCGACCUAAGUGCUUCCGACUUCAACUGCAUCAUGAUGCAUAAGUGUGUGCUUUGCUUGACUCAUACACUUCAGAAUUCAAUAUAGACCUUUCAGACAACUCAGAUUAUUUGAUAAGUAGAGCAUUGUUGAUUUUACACAAACCUCUCACAUGAAAUGUGUCCCUCUUUUCUGGUUUAGUGCUAGAUGAAGAAGUGCUGAGGAGGCAGAUCCAAGCUGAGCUAACGAAGGGCCUGCAAGAGGAGAUGAAACUGAAGCAGCAGGAGUUUGAGAAACAGUGAGGAGACCAAUGUAGAUCAUAAAGGACCAGUUUCCCAGACACAGAUUGAGCCUAGUCCUGGACUAAAACACAAGCUCAAUGGAAUAUCUCAUUUGACAAUGCCUUUUAGUAAAAUGCUUAAUCUUGGUCCGGUAAAACGAUCCAGAAUGUUUUCAAAGUGGUCCUAGGAAUAGCCUUUUUAGGGACAUGGGCAGGCCUGAACUUCUGUCUCUCUCUGUCUAUCUAUAGGUUGUAUGAGGUGAAGGCCCAAGCCAGAGCACAGGCACAGGCUAUAGCUCAGGUCCAGAUCCAGGAGGAGGUUAAGAAGAUCCUGGAUCUGGAGAAGGCAGCCCAGGGAGAGAACCUGAUGGCGGCCAUCGCCAAGGAACGCAUGACCACAGAGGAUGAGAGACUCAUGGCCCAGCUCUACGUAAGAUGCAGUGGUGGAUGCAUGCGCGCGUCCGUCUGAAUCUAAGUCUAAGAAAUGCCUGAAAUGCUAACUAAGUACAGUCAGACUGGUAUGUCAACUUAACCAGAACUACCUAGCCAAUUGUCACUAAUUGUGUUCACUAAAAGGUAUUUUCUGUUCUGUUCUUUGAAAUAUUGUAUGAGGUUUGCCUUUUGUAUACUUUCUGUCUGGUCAUGACUAAUGUUAUAGAGUAUUUGCAUUUAUUGAUCAUUCUUUUCAUUCUGUCUAAAAUGCUUGCGAAGGCCUUGCAAGUAAGUGUUUAGCUGUUUCCAUAAAAGGUCUGGCUGAUGUUGGUAAUAUUUUGUGCAUGACUGCUUGUGUUUGGCAUGCUGGAUUGCUCCUAUUCUGUUGGCAUGAGAUCUUGGUGUGUCCUCUUAGGGUGAGCCAGGUGAUUUGCCCCGGGAAACAGGCAAAGGUACCGCUCCUAACCAACUGCCACCACUAAUGAGCUUGGCUGCAACUGGCCCAUACAGCUCACCCAGAUUUGUAGACAGAGCACUGGUCAGUUCAGAACAGAGCUACGUCUUCAAGCCUGACUGCCAGGCUGGCAAGUUGAGUUCAGAACAGAUCCCAAAAGGAUGGUUUGUUGCGUUUGCCUCUGCUAUGAAAGGGGAUGGCAUGACGCUGCAUCUUGGAGGUUUCCCCUUUGACCUGUAAAUAUCAUAUUUCUCACUUCUCUUUCUUCAUCUUCCUUGUUGUUCUGCUACCUUGCUUCAGUGGAUAGAACUUAAGGUAAGAUAAGGGAGUGAUCUUACUUCAUGCAUGCCUUGAAGAUUAUCUAUUAACUUCUUUAACUAAAAAAGCUAGUUCUAUUUGAUUUUCAUUGUCAUCUCGCUCAGGCUGUCAUUUAGUAGGAAAGAAGAAAUUGCUUUUAUGCUCCGUUAUGUAAAGGUCUUCUCUCUGUCCUCCUCAGGCCCACAAACUGGAGGAGAAAGUGUACCAGGUGAAGAAACAAGACACACUCUUCAGGGAACAGGUCUUCAAGCUGGAAGAGAAGGUACAUGACACACACACACACACUCUCUGACAUACAAAUGUCACACACAAGUCACACACAGCCAUAGCCUCUGUUAUUUUAAAAAUGUAACCUUUUAUUUAACUAGGCAAGUCAGUUAAGAACAAAUUGUUAUUUACAAUGACGGCCUACCACCGUUGUCAUUGUUGUUAUUCCUGUCAUAUUGUGUUAUUACUGUACACACUGUAGAAAGGUUUGUAGUCAUAUGAAUAUCCUUAAAAAACGUAGGUUGCUGGACUAAGGAAGAAUACUAGAAAAGAACAGAGGCCCACACACUGAAUAUGCUCCCAAAUGCCACCUUUAUUGAGAAUGUUUCGAUCCAAAAAGGAUCUUCUUCAGGUCAAAAUUACUGUGCACGCUGCAUUGCAUCUUAAUACUGACACACCACCUACAAUGCAUGACCGCUCAGUUGGCACAGUCAUACCGGUGUCCUACAGCUUGUCAACAGUCCAGCAGCUGUUGUGUUGAUGUGCCAUGUGUUGUUCCCCUCGUUAAGAGUGCUCAGUUCUUCAAAGUCACCACAGAGAACUUCAAGAAGGGCAAAGAGGACGUUCACAACACCUUCAAGUGAGUAUCAUCGUUAUUAGGGCUGGGAAUUACCAGGGACCUCACAAUACGAUUGUAUUACUAUACUUAGGUGCCCAUACGAUUUGUAUUGCAAUUCUCACGAUUCUAUUUGUAUUGCAAUUUGAUGUUCCAAACAUUGCUAGGGCUGGCACAAUAACCGUGUAACCGACGGUUAUGGAUGAAGACUGACAUUAAAAUAAAAUAACGGUUAUAACCGAACAAACAGCUGACUGAAGACGGGACGGCCGGGCAUUCGUGCGGUUGAGUCCGUUUCUGCAAUAACAUGGACUCUUAACAAUGUAAUGAAACUGUGUUGCCCCUUGCUGAACCAAGCAAGGUGUUGUAGUAAACGAUGAAUAGAAUGGGCUUGGAAACUCUAACCCUGGCAAUUUGACUGGUAAACUCAUCGGUUCAAUGACUGUCUGGUAUUGUGAUGCAAUAAUUUCCAUGGUAAUGGAGAAUGUUAAUUCAAAUGAUUUUAACUGAUGUGGCUCAUGCAAUGGAAUGUAUUUUUUAAAAUGUCAGUUGAGUUGAAUCAACAAAUCACAGCACAUAUUGAUGGGUACACUUCCUGCUUUUACUUCCUUCUUUGCUCCUAUUGGUACACUCGCAAUGGCCGCCAGUCCACCCAUUAUGCCAUCAUUGACUUGAAUUCGGACACCCGUUCUAUUCAUUAUAUUUAUAUGGCAUCACAUGCAGUCAGGAGUGGAGGAAAGGAGAAAAUGUGCAUCUGUUUAUUUUAUUUUAUAUAAAUUAUUAGAACGGUUCUUACCAUGGUAAUUUGACUGGCCAGUCACAGCCCUACAUAUUGCUCACAAAAGUCUGCAAGAGAGCAUGACGGCAUUAGUUUUGAUCAGUCAUGGAAAUAAAAGUGCUAAAAACAUGUUGGAUUACUAUUUAAAAAGAAGAUGGAGAACAAGCUAUAGGAUGACAAAUACCUGCGUUUUGUCGGAGGUACAGCCGACAGCUGACUACCGCUAGCUAAUGCUACCUAACAAAAAAUAAAAUAAAAAUCAAUACUUGGAGUCAAGUAUCGAUUUAUAAUAUCAUCCAAAAAUCAUAUUGCGAUAUGUAACUAUCUAUUUUUUCCCCCUCAUUGCUAAUCAUUACACUGGGCCAUAGGCUAAUACGGUUUUUCUUACCUUUACUAUUUAACCAGGUAGGUUAUUGAGAACACAUUCUGUUUGACAAAAACAAUCUUUCUGUGAACUGUCUUGACUGGGCUGAAGAUGGUACAGUAGGAUGUGUGUGUCAUCUCUCUCUGUUCCCAGGCGUGUUGACAUCAAGCCAGUGUGCGGUGACCUGCAGAGUCGGAUCCUGAAGUGCUAUAGGGAGAACACUGGACAGACCCUCGCCUGCUCUGGCAUCGCCAACCUAUACAUGCAGUGUGUGGACAACCACAAGGUCUCACACACAUCUUUAUUUCUUUCUCUAACACACACACACACGCAGCUUGUGAGCUGACAUUUUAGUCCUUUCUUCUUCUUUGUUUUUCAGACUAAGCGCACUGGAGGUUAAAAUAGUCCUUUUUCACCAACGGCGUUACUGUUUAACCAUAGGGACAGGAGCCGGACGCCAUCAGCCAUCAAGACACACCAAAGCCAGUUGAACUGUUCUGAGGCCAUGACCACCACAGCUGGAGACACUCCUGCUCCACCAUCCAUCCCUUCCUCCCAUCCAUGGUAUCUGUAUUAACCCCCCGAGAGGGUCAGAGGUAGAAUGAUGAGACCAUGUUGUGACCCAGUAAAGGCUAGAGACUGGUACUGUCUUAGCUGGUACUGAUGUCAAAUGGUGUGAGAGAUUGGGUCCGAAAGUGAAGAAAGCGCACAAUAUGGUUAUUGGGUUACACAAAUGGACAGUGCUACUAGCACUACACUAUGACAGGAAAUGGACAUUGUUACCAUGACUA
Messenger RNA from Coregonus sp. 'balchen', 7862 nucleotides. The record is from the annotation of a GenBank genome assembly. NCBI's taxonomy places the organism in Eukaryota, Metazoa, Chordata, Actinopteri, Salmoniformes, Salmonidae.